Nematolebias whitei (Rio pearlfish) is the source of this 1799-nucleotide messenger RNA. RefSeq names its product histone acetyltransferase KAT5. The record is from RefSeq and is a predicted model, not a curated record. Lineage: Eukaryota; Metazoa; Chordata; Actinopteri; Cyprinodontiformes; Rivulidae. The transcript is spliced from 16 exons. Gene Ontology annotation, biological process: regulation of DNA-templated transcription. Gene Ontology annotation, molecular function: histone acetyltransferase activity. The coding region runs from base 5 to 1729 and encodes 574 amino acids.
ACAGAUGACGAAAAUGGUGGACAGCGCAUCUUCGGUCGAGAUCGUAGAAGGCUGCCGCCUUCCCGUUCUUCGUAAAAACCAAGAGCACGAGGACGAAUGGCCAUUGGCUGAGAUUUUAAGCGUGAAAGAAGUGUCUGGGAGAAAGCUAUACUAUGUUCACUACAUUGACUUCAACAAGCGCCUGGAUGAGUGGGUCACAACAGACAGGCUGGACAUUAAGAAGCUUCAGUUUCCUAAGAAAGAAGCUAAAACGCCAACUAAGAAUGGGCUUUCUGGCUCCCGUCCCAGUUCACCAGAGAGGGAAGUGGUGAGUGAAAGAAAGGAAACAAACACUGAAGCAGCUGUGCAGAAGAAACAGAGGAAGAGUCUAGAUCUCAACGUUCCAUCUGCCACAGCUCCUUCCAGAGGCAAAACCCUCCCCACUCCGGGUGAAUGCAAGCUGAAUGUCCACCACCCGUGUGUGCCGCAGAAGAGGAAGGUAGAGAGCGUCCCUGUGGCAACUCAGGUGCCCCCAGCCGCCCCCGUCCCCUCUCUGCCGAGUUCAGCAGAAGCCACUCAGGCAGCCGUUUUCCCUGCAGUGAGAGACACCAACACCUUUAAGGCCAGAGAAGACCAUGAACAGCUCGCCUCACUCACAACGAACGGCACCGCCCGACGCCUCAUCCCCCCCCAGCCUGGAAGAAAGAGGAAAGCUAACUGUGGGGGAACCGACGAGAUGAUAAAGGUUUUGCAGUAUAACAAGCCUCAGAGUGCCAGUGUCUUUCUACCACCACCAGAGGAUUCUCAGGACAGUUCUGACGGCAUCCCGACCGCGCCCCGCAUGACGGGCAGUUUGGUGUCCGAUCGCAGCCACGACGACAUCGUGACCCGGAUGAAGAAUAUCGAGUGUAUCGAGUUAGGCCGACACAGACUGAAGCCCUGGUACUUCUCACCGUACCCGCAGGAACUCACCACACUGCCCAUCCUCUACCUCUGUGAAUUCUGUCUGAAAUACGUCAAAAGCCUCAAGUGUCUUCAGAGGCAUUUGACCAAAUGUAAUUUAAGACAUCCUCCUGGCAACGAGAUCUAUCGCAAAGGCACCAUCUCAUUCUUUGAGAUCGACGGCAGGAAAAACAAAAAUUAUUCCCAGAACCUGUGUUUACUUGCAAAGUGUUUCCUGGACCACAAGACGUUGUAUUAUGACACAGACCCUUUCCUCUUUUACGUCAUGACGGAGUACGAUUCCAAAGGCUUCCACAUAGUGGGCUACUUCUCUAAGGAAAAAGAGUCGACUGAAGAUUAUAACGUCGCCUGCAUCCUGACUCUGCCUCCGUAUCAGCGCAGAGGUUAUGGGAAGCUGCUCAUUGAGUUCAGUUACGAGCUGUCGAAGGUGGAGGGGAAGACGGGCACCCCGGAGAAGCCGCUGUCGGAUCUCGGUCUGUUGUCUUAUCGCUCCUACUGGUCGCAGACAAUCCUGGAAAUUCUCAUGGACCUUAAACCUGAAAAUGGAGAAAGGCCACAGAUUACUAUCAAUGAGAUUAGUGAAAUUACGAGCGUAAAGAAGGAAGAUGUGAUUUCAACGCUUCAGUAUCUCAACUUAAUCAACUAUUACAAGGGUCAGUACAUCCUCACUCUGUCAGAGGACAUCGUGGACGGACACGAGAAAGCGAUGCAGAAGAGGCACCUGCGAAUCGACCCCAAGGGUCUUCACUUCACUCCAAAGGACUGGAGCAAAAGGGGGAAGUGGUGAAGUCCUGGUCCGGUCAGUCCUCAGAGGCCGGAUCAGAUGAAGACGGACCCAGUGCUUCGAGCACGGAGCU